Messenger RNA from Branchiostoma floridae (Florida lancelet), 2287 nucleotides. Its product is annotated as cytochrome P450 2J6-like. The record is from RefSeq and is a predicted model, not a curated record. The transcript has 8 exons. NCBI's taxonomy places the organism in Eukaryota, Metazoa, Chordata, Leptocardii, Amphioxiformes, Branchiostomatidae. Gene Ontology annotation, biological process: xenobiotic metabolic process; translation. Gene Ontology annotation, molecular function: iron ion binding; heme binding; structural constituent of ribosome. Gene Ontology annotation, cellular component: intracellular membrane-bounded organelle; cytoplasm; ribosome. Bases 401 to 1903 code for a protein of 500 amino acids.
CUGAUCGAGCCCGAAGGGCGUAUCCGAGUAUGAUACGGGCGGGUACCAGUGGGAAUGCGGAGUGAUAGCGAGGAGAGUGCGCCUUGGUAUUGCUGGUUAGCGGCUUGGUAUCUUCACUGCCGCCGCAACUUCCACUGAUUUUCUGGAUUUCUAAUUUUCUUUGUGAAAUGUCAAUUUUUCUGGUCUAGAUCUGUUGCUCCGUGUGUACUUGUGUGAGUGUUUGUGAACUGAAUAACUCUAUAAGCUAUGGGUGGAUCUUAAUGUAAUUUGAUACGCGGGUAGAGGUUCUGGAAACGAAGGUCAAGUUCAAAAUGGGAAACAUCCGUUCUGUGACUAUGUUGAACUGAUGUUUUGAAAAUUCUUUUGGGAGACAGCUUCAGAAGCAGGCAGUUGUCCAGCCAUGUCGCUUAUCUACGAUAUCCCAGGUCUGCUCGACUUCUCAACACUUCUGCUGGGAAUUGUCGUGUUUCUGAUGACGUAUGCCUACGUCACACGGCCCAAGAAUCUGCCGCCAGGACCAUGGAGUUUGCCCAUUGUCGGAAAUCUGCCAACGUUGAUACUGGCCAAAGGAAAGAUCCAUCAUACAUUCGGCGAGUGGCGAAAGAAAUAUGGUGCAAUCGUUUUCUUUAAGAUCGGGACUCUGAACGCCGUUUGCCUCAACGACUAUGACGUCAUCAGAGAAGCAUACGUAAGAAGAUCCGACAUGUUUGGGAAUCGACCGACAAAUCUGCGAGUCGUCAAUGAACUCUUCGACCAAAAAGGAAUCCUCUCCGCCUCACUUAGCCCCCAGUGGCAGGAACGACGAAAGUUUGUAAGAGGGGGGCUUGGGUUCGGAAACCGCGGCAUCGAAGACAAGGUCUUGGAAGAGGCCUUAAACAUGCAGACAGAACUACUCAAGACGAAGAGUAAGUCUUUUAACAUCAGAAGAAUGCUGCAACAAGCUGUCACCAAUGUGCUGUGCUCCAUGUUGUUCGGAAAGCGGUGGGACUACGAGAGCCAGACAUUCCAGGACCUCAUGGAAUCUCUGGAUGUUGUCUUCCACCGCUCGAGUAUUUUCUUCGUCCAGGAGAACGUCUUUCCGUAUGUUCCAUGGUUCCUUAAACGUGGCGACAAGAAAAAAGCACGUUUAGAGCGCAUCUUGGAGCAUGUGAGAGCUGAGAUCAAAGAGCACAAAGAGACCUUCAAUCGGGACGACAUCCGUGACUUCAUCGACGCCUUCCUGUUGGAGAUGCUGAAUCGGCCAGACACAUGUACUGAUCCUGACGACGGUGCCUUCACAGACAGGCAUCUAGAGAUCACGGUGCUGGACCUGUUCCUGGCCGGCACAGAGACCGUCUCCACUGCCCUGUGGUGGGCCUGUCUGCUGCUGAUACUCAACCCGGACAUACAGCACAAGGUACAAGAGGAGAUUGAAGAGGUCAUAGGCCGAGAAGGAAGGCCAACCAUGGCUCUGCGGACCCAGAUGCCGUACACCACGGCAACAGUGACCGAGAUACAGCGUUACAGGUCCGCUUCAACUAUUGGCAUUCCCCAUGCGGUGCCUCGAGACACAGACUUUUACGGUUACACCAUACCGAAAGACACCCUCGUCUUCGGCGGCCAAUGGCAGGUUCAUCACGACCCGGAACUGUUCCCAGACCCAGAAAAGUUCAACCCCGGGCGGUUCAUCGAUAGUGACGGGAAGUUCAAGAAGGACGAGCAUAUGAUGCCCUUUUCUAUGGGUCCACGCACCUGUGUGGGUAAGCCUUUGGCCGAUGUUGAAGUGUUUCUGCUGCUCACCUUCCUUUUCCAGCGUUUCAACUUUGAGCUGCCAGAGGGCGCUCGUACACCAUCUGAUGAAGGCAUUAUGGGGAUUUCUCAAGCACCAGCGCCGUAUGAACUCGUGGCUAUUCCGCGUGAUUGAAAAUCCGUUACUAGCUUCGCCAAGAAGAAAGCAUGAGUCAAGAAGUUUGAAAUCCAUGGUUUCUAGUAGAUGCUGGCAAGUUGGAAGUUGUUUACUGGCGGCUAUCCAUGGAAUUGCAGCAGAAAUAUUGAUCUCGAUAAGUCAUGUUCCAGACAUGCUACUGUCAUUAUUUUUUUUAGUUAUUAUAUUAUCUCAAUCAAAACAACUUGUACUGCUAACUGUAACAUUCCGGAAAAAACACUUGAAGGUAAGCUUUGCGAGACUGAGGUACUUCUUUAAACAUGCAUAUUAAGGGUCUAGUUGAAGGACGAAACUAAUGGUUAGCGUACUACAUUUUAAUACAAAAUGUACUACUGAAGUAUAUCAAAGAAUUAUGUUAGCCCU